This is a messenger RNA of Seriola dumerili (greater amberjack), 1623 nucleotides long. It is a transcript of the gene sstr3a, whose product is annotated as somatostatin receptor type 5-like. Gene Ontology annotation, biological process: neuropeptide signaling pathway. The transcript has a single exon. Lineage: Eukaryota; Metazoa; Chordata; Actinopteri; Carangiformes; Carangidae. Gene Ontology annotation, cellular component: membrane; neuron projection. Gene Ontology annotation, molecular function: somatostatin receptor activity; neuropeptide binding. The coding region runs from base 1 to 1458 and encodes 485 amino acids. The record is from RefSeq and is a predicted model, not a curated record.
AUGGGUGAAGUCUCACUUCCCGGGCUGGAGAUGAUGGAUGAGAUGUGGGAGAACAGAAGCUACGCCAGCCCCUUGCCCGGUCUCCCCCCAUUUCCGCUCAUGUUCAACAGCAGCGAUCUGAACGAGACGCUGCUGAACUCCACCAACUCCACCGCCCAAGACAUCUCCACGGGUCCCAGCGUGGCGGGCGUCCUCAUCCCACUCAUAUACAUCAUUGUCUGUAUCAUCGGCUUGGGUGGAAACACAUUAGUGAUUCACAUUGUGCUGCACUACUCGAAGAUAGAGUCGGUCACCAACAUUUACAUCCUCAACUUGGCCAUCGCCGACGAGCUCUUCAUGCUCGGCCUGCCCUUCCUGGCGGUGCAGAACACCCUGCAGUCGUGGCCCUUCGGCUCCUUCAUGUGCCGCCUGGUCAUGACCGUCGACUCCAUCAACCAGUUCACCAGCAUCUUCUGCCUGACGGUGAUGAGCAUCGAUCGCUACCUCGCUGUCGUUCACCCUAUUCGUUCUUCAAAGUGGCGGCGCCCUCAGGUCGCCAAGGUGGUGAACGGCACCGUGUGGGCGCUAUCGUUUCUUGUCGUUCUGCCUGUGGUCAUCUUUGCCAACAUCCAGAAGGCAGGAGGCACCUGCAACAUCGCCUGGCCUCAGCCGGCAAAUAUCUGGAGAGCGGCCUUCAUCAUCUACACUUCCACUGUUGGAUUCUUCUGCCCUCUUCUCAUCAUCUGCCUCUGUUACCUGCUCAUUGUUGUCAAGAUCCGCAGCUCAGGUAAGAAAGUCCACGCCACCUCCACCAAGCGCAGGAAGUCGGAGCGGAAAGUGACGCGCAUGGUUGUGAUUGUCGUUGCCGUGUUUGUCUUCUGCUGGCUGCCCUUCUACGCCCUCAAUAUCAUCAACCUUCUGGUGUCCCUGCCCCCAGAGUACCAGGGCCUUUACUAUUUUGUCGUAGUGCUCGGUUACGCCAACAGCUGCGCCAACCCCAUUGUCUACGGCUUCUUGUCAGACAACUUCAAGAGGGGUUUCCGGAAAGCGCUCUGCCGUUCCACGAGAAAGGUGGAGAACCAUGAGCCCAUGGAGCGCCAACAACAGCAGGAGGAAGGGAGGAGGGCGCUCAUGCCCAGGGAGAGCCUGAGACGGGCGAUCAGGGACGAAGAGGAGGACGAUGAGGAGGACGUCUCAGAAAUGACUGAGAUCUACAGAAUCGCCCAGAAUGGAAACAGCAGCUUCCAGCCACAAAGCUCGCAGCCACUGUUCUCAGAGAAAGGAGCGACACCGGGAGCAACAGAGCUGUCGUCCCCGGACAAAAAGGACAAAGCUGGGGAGGCGAAGGGGAAAGAUCCCGUGAAUGGGUCCAUGCUGACUGUCCCAUUGCUUCUCAAUGGAGCCAAAAAUGGGAGCAUCAAAACUCUGCCAGAAGAAAACCUGGAACAGAGCACCUCAUUGGAGAUAAGUUAUUUAUAGUGUACAAUGAGGUCUUGAAGCUUAUGUUACUUGAAGUGAACUCAGUAUUACAACACAGGGUGGCCUGCCUCUAAUUCACAACACAGAGCUGUUUGUAAUGAAGCAAAAAGCUCAUUAAUGAACAUUAGAAAAAACCCAGACACGGUUUAGAGUUGUUUUUUUUGA